CCCAAUAAAGAACACAUUUACAGCUAAAGCUAAGGCAGAAGUAUUCAGGAAGGCACUCGUCACCACACAAGUUAUAAGACAAAUUCGAAAUUCAACAGCAAAGACAUUUUGGAGGGUCGAUGGUGGACGUGCUGAUGGGGACUGGAAAAGGAUUUUCUUCUCUGGGAUCAGACAUAAUGGGGAUGGCGCAAACAAAAGUACAUCGCAAGAAAAGGCAAGUGGCAAUUUUCAUUAUAUGGAUGCUUUUGUGGGAAGCCGGUUCAGAAUCGAUUCAAUAUUCUGUAUUGGAGGAGUCAGAAACUGGCACAUUUGUGGCCAAUUUGACAAAGGACCUGGGACUCAGGAGAGGAGAAUUGGCUGCACGGGGUGCCCAGGUUGUUUUCAAAGGGAACAGACAGUACUUGCAGCUUGACCCAAAGACCUAUGAUUUACGGCUAAAUGAGAAACUGGACCGGGAAGAGCUGUGCGGCUCCACUGAGCCAUGCGUGCUACCUUUCCAAGUGUUACUGGAAAAUCCCUUGCAGUUUUUUCAGGCUGCUUUACGAGUCACAGAUAUAAAUGACCACGCCCCAGAGUUCCCAGCCAGAGAAAUGCUACUAAAAAUAUCAGAAAUUACUGCACCAGGAAAGCUCUUUCCUUUGAAAAUGGCACAGGAUUUAGACGUGGGUAGCAACAGUCUUCAGAGCUACAUGAUCAGCUCCAAUCCUCAUUUCCACGUUCUCACUCGCAAUCGCAGCGAUGGCAGGAAGUUCCCGGAGCUGGUGCUAGACAAAGCCCUAGACCGCGAGGAGCAGCCCGAGUUUAGGCUUACCCUCACAGCGCUGGAUGGUGGGUCUCCGCCCCAGUCUGGGACCACGGAGAUUCAGAUCCUGGUCUUGGACAUCAAUGACAACGCUCCAGAGUUUGCUCAGGAGCUCUAUGAGACACAAAUCCCUGAAAACAAUUCCCUGGGCUCUCUGAUUAUCACCGUCUCAGCAAGAGAUUUAGAUGCAGGAUCCUUUGGGGAGGUAUCUUAUGCCCUAUUUCAGGUAGAUGACAUUAAUCAACCCUUCGAAAUAAACGCAAUUACAGGAGAAAUUCGACUGAGAAAGACUCUGGAUUUUGAGGAAUUUCAAUCUUAUCAUUUGGAUAUUGAGGCUACAGAUGGCGGGGGACUAUCAGGAAAAUGUUCUUUAGUCAUCAAGGUUCUGGACGUAAAUGACAACCCUCCUCAAUUGACCAUGUCCUCACUCCUUAGUCCCAUUCCUGAAAACCUGCCAGAAAUCAUAGUAGCAGUUUUCAGUGUGUCAGAUGCAGAUUCCGGACAAAAUCAACAGGUUAUUUGUUCUAUAGAUGACAAUAUGCCCUUUCUUCUAAGACCAUCAGUCGAAAACUUCUACACCUUAGUAACUGAAGGAGCGCUGGAUAGAGAGAGCCAGGCCGAGUACAACAUCACCAUCACCGUCACCGACCUGGGGACCCCCAGGCUGAAAACCCAGCACAACCUCACGGUAACGGUGUCCGACGUCAAUGACAACGCCCCGGCCUUCAGCCAGACGACCUACACCCUGCGCGUCCGCGAGAACAACAGCCCCGCCCUGCACAUCGGCAGCGUGAGCGCCACCGACAGAGACUCGGGCGCCAACGCCCAGGUCACCUACUCGCUGCUGCCGCCCCACGACCCGCAGCUGCCGCUGGGCUCGCUGGUGUCCAUCAACGCGGACAACGGGCAGCUGUUCGCGCUCAGGUCGCUGGAUUUCGAGGCGCUGCAGGCGUUCGAGUUCCGCGUGGGCGCGGCCGACCGCGGCUCGCCGGCGCUCAGCAGCCAGGCGCUGGUGCGCGUGCUGGUGGCGGACGCCAACGACAACGCGCCGUUCGUGCUGUACCCGCUGCAGAACGGCUCGGCGCCCUGCACCGAGCUGGUGCCGCGGGCGGCCGAGGCGGGCUACCUGGUGGCCAAGGUGGUGGCGGUGGACGGCGACUCGGGCCAGAACGCCUGGCUGUCGUACCAGCUGCUCAAGGCCACGGAGCCCGGGCUGUUCGGCGUGUGGGCGCACAACGGCGAGGUGCGCACGGCGCGGCCGCUGAGCGAGCGCGACGCGGUCAAGCACAGGCUGCUGGUGCUGGUCCGGGACCACGGCGAGCCGCCGCUGUCGGCCAGCGUCACGCUGCACGUGCUGCUGGUGGACGGCUUCUCGCAGCCCUACCUGCCGCUGCCGGACGCGGCGGCGGCCGAGGCCCGCGCCGACCCGCUCACCGUCUACCUGGUGGUGGCCUUGGCGUCCGUGUCGUCGCUCUUCCUGUUCUCGGUGCUGGUGUUCGUGGCGGUGCGGCUGUGCAGGAGGAGGCGGGCGGCGUCGGGGGGCGGCUGCUCGGUGCCCGAGGGUCCGUUUCCGGGCCACCUGGUGGACGUCAGCGGCGCGGGGACCCUGUCCCACAGCUACCAGUAUGAGGUGUGUCUGACGGGAGGCUCUGGGACCGGCGACUUCAAGUUCCUCAAGCCCAUCAUCCCCAACUUCCCUCCCCAGGGCACUGGAAAGGAAAUGGUGGAAAAUCCCACAGUUCGGGAUAGUUUCCUAUUCAGUUAAGUAUUGGAUUAUCCUAUUAAGCCCUACUUAAUAAGUUUGAAAAUCUCUUUUAACUUAGUUACAUGUUAUGAUAGUCAGUUCUUUAAUUAUUUUACUACACUUGAAGUUGAAAAAAAUCAGAUACUCGUUAUACACAGUGCUUUCCCUAUAUCAUGCUUAGUAGAUUUGUAUUACUGUCAACUAUAUUUGACAAUCUGAGUAAAAAGUAAAUUUUAUUUGCAUAAUUAAAAAAUUUUGAAAUUCAAUCAUCUAUUCAUUUUAGAAAAAUUGUAAUACAAAGCCCUUAAGUAAGACUGUGUAUCUAACUAUUGAUGACAACUGUCAGCACUAUUACUAUGAAGGGAAAUUCGUUUUUUUAAAAUUUUUUUUUAAUUUUUAAAAUAUUUUUAUUUAUUUAUCAGAGAGAGAGAGAGGGAAUGAGA
Messenger RNA from Neogale vison (American mink), 2989 nucleotides. It is a transcript of the gene PCDHB6, whose product is annotated as protocadherin beta 6. The transcript has a single exon. Gene Ontology annotation, cellular component: plasma membrane. Gene Ontology annotation, biological process: homophilic cell-cell adhesion. Bases 120 to 2567 code for a protein of 815 amino acids. Gene Ontology annotation, molecular function: calcium ion binding. The record is from RefSeq and is a predicted model, not a curated record. Lineage: Eukaryota; Metazoa; Chordata; Mammalia; Carnivora; Mustelidae.